Molecule: messenger RNA, 7338 nt
Organism: Gopherus flavomarginatus (Mexican gopher tortoise)
Lineage: Eukaryota; Metazoa; Chordata; Testudines; Testudinidae
Gene: NCAM1
Product: neural cell adhesion molecule 1
Exons: 20
Coding region: 275-3643 (1122 amino acids)
Biological process (GO): cell adhesion
Cellular component (GO): membrane
Molecular function (GO): protein binding
Source: RefSeq, a predicted model, not a curated record
UGGAAGAACACAGUGAGGUGCAAGUCCUACUCCCUUUCCAACCUCACCAAACCAAAUCCAGGACGGCGCAGGGAUCUGUGUUUGUGUGUGUGUGCUGAGGCUAGGACUGUCACUCAUUCUCUGAUCAGCUUCUGAAAGCAGCUAGAGAGCAGCUGGCAAAAAACAAUUCUGAAAAAAAAAUUACAUUGCAUCUAAAUCUCUGUCUAAGCCACCCAAGCUCCUAUUGAAGGAAAAAUAUAUUUGCAAGAAACUUCCACCACCACAGCAGAUUACAAUGCUGCAUUCUAAGGAUCUCAUCUGGACUCUGUUUUUCCUUGGAGCUGCAGUGUCUCUACAAGUGGAUAUUGUUCCAAGUCAGGUGGAGAUCAGUGUUGGAGAAUCCAAAUUCUUCUUAUGUCAAGUGACUGGGGAAGCCAAAGCCAAAGACAUUUCCUGGUUCUCCCCCAACGGCGAGAAGCUGACGCCCAACCAGCAGCGCAUCUCGGUGGUGCGGAACGAUGACUUCUCCUCCACCCUCACCAUUUACAGCGCCAACAUCGACGACGCCGGCAUCUACAAGUGUGUUGUCACCAGUGAGGAGGAGGGCGACUCUGAGGCCACCGUCAACGUGAAAAUCUUCCAGAAGCUGAUGUUCAGGAAUGCUCCCACCCCUCAGGAGUUCCAGGAGGGGGAAGAUGCUGUGAUUGUGUGCGAUGUGCUCAGCUCGCUGCCUCCCACCAUUAUGUGGAAGCAUAAGGACAGGGACGUUGUCCUGAAAAAAGAUGUCCGAUUUAUCGUCUUGCCCAACAACUUCCUGCAAAUCCGGGGAAUCAAGAAAACGGAUGAAGGGACGUACCGCUGUGAGGGCAGAAUCCUGGCUCGUGGGGAGGUCAAUUUCAAGGAUAUUCAGGUCAUCGUGAAUGUGCCUCCUUCCGUCCGUGCCAGGCAGAACACCAUCAAUGCCACGGCCAAUCUCAACCAGUCUGUCACCUUAGUGUGCGAUGCUGAUGGCUUUCCUGAGCCAGCCAUGAGCUGGAUGAAGGAUGGGGACUUGAUAGAACGGGGGGACGAUGACGAGAAAUACGAGAAAUACGACUUCAGCUACGAUGGCUCUGAGCUGACCAUCAAGAGGGUAGAGAAGAGCGACGAGGCGGAGUACACCUGCACCGCUGAGAACAAGGCCGGAGAGCAGGAUGCCAUCAUCCACCUCAAAGUCUUCGCAAAACCCAAAAUCACUUAUGUGGAGAACAAAACUGCCAUGGAACUGGAGGACCAGAUCACGCUGACCUGCGAGGCUUCCGGGGACCCAAUCCCCUCCAUCACCUGGAGAACGUCCACCCGGAACAUCAGCAAUGAAGAGAAGGCUUCGUGGACUCGGCCCGAGAAGCAAGAGACCCUGGAUGGGCGCAUAAUGGUGCGCAGCCAUGCCCGAGUGUCCUCCCUGACACUCAAGGACAUUCAGUACACGGACGCUGGAGAAUAUGUGUGCACGGCCAGCAACACCAUCGGGCAAGACUCCCAAGCCAUGUACCUUGAAGUGCAAUAUGCCCCCAAGCUGCAGGGCCCUGUGGCAGUCUACACCUGGGAGGGGAAUAAAGUGAACAUCACGUGCGAGGUGUUUGCUUAUCCCAGUGCUGUCAUCUCCUGGUUCCGGGAUGGACAGCUGCUUCCAAGCUCCAAUUACAGUAACAUCAAGAUCCACAACACUCCAUCAGCCAGUUACCUGGAGGUGACCCCGGAUUCUGAGAAUGACUUUGGGAACUAUAACUGCACCGCAGUGAAUCGCAUCGGCCAGGAAUCCUCCGAAUUCAUCCUUGUGCAAGCAGAUACUCCGUCCUCUCCUUCCAUUGACAGAGUGGAGCCUUACUCCAGCACUGCCCAGGUGGUGUUCGAUGAGCCGGAGGCCUCCGGUGGGGUGCCCAUCCUCAAGUACAAGGCGGAAUGGAGAGCACUGGGCGAGGAGGAUUGGCAUUCCAGGUGGUAUGAUGCCAAAGAAGCAAACAUGGAGGGCAUUAUCACCAUCAUGGGCCUGAAGCCAGAGACAGCCUAUGCCAUCAGACUGUCAGCCAUCAACGGCAAGGGCCUGGGAGAGAUCAGUGCGGUGUCUCAGUUCAAGACCCAGCCAGUUCGGGAACCCAGCGCACCCAAACUGGAGGGCCAGAUUGGAGAAGACGGGAACUCCAUUAAAGUGAACCUUAUCAAGCAGGAUGAUGGAGGCUCCCCGAUCAGACACUAUCUGAUCAAAUACAAAGCUAAGCAGUCCUCAGACUGGAAACCAGAGAUCAGACUCCCCUCUGGCAGCGACCACGUCAUGCUUAAGUCCCUAGAGUGGAAUGCAGAGUAUGAGGUCUACGUAAUAGCUGAGAACCAGCAAGGGAAAUCCAAGCCUGCACACUAUGCUUUCAGGACUUCAGCUCAGCCUACUGUAAUCCCAGCCAGCACCAGCCCCACAUCAGGCCUAGGGACCGCUGCCAUCGUGGGCAUCCUCAUUGUCAUCUUUGUGCUGCUCCUGGUGGCCGUGGACAUCACCUGCUACUUCCUGAACAAGUGCGGCCUGCUGAUGUGCAUCGCAGUCAACCUGUGCGGCAAGUCCGGGCCCGGGGCCAAGGGCAAAGACAUGGAGGAGGGCAAAGCUGCCUUCUCAAAAGACGAGUCAAAAGAGCCCAUCGUGGAGGUGCGGACUGAGGAGGAGCGGACCCCGAACCACGACGGGGGCAAACACACAGAGCCCAACGAGACCACGCCGCUGACAGAGCCUGAGCACCCAGCUGAUACUACAGCUACAGUGGAGGACAUGCUGCCUUCCGUAACCACGGGCACCACUAAUUCUGACACUAUCACCGAAACCUUUGCCACUGCUCAGAACAGCCCGACCAGCGAGACCACCACCCUGACUUCCAGUAUUGCCCUGCCAGCCACAGCUAUCCCUGACUCAAACUCCGUGCCGCCCAGUCAGGCCACUCCGGCCAAAGGGGCAGCCACCUCAGCUUCCUCGCCACUGUCCUCCUCGGCCCCCAAAGUCGCCCCCCUGGUUGACCUCAGCGACACCCCAACAUCUACUCCAGCCACUAGUAAUUUGUCUUCGAGUGUCCUGGCCAACCAAGGGGCAGUGCUCAGUCCCAGCAAUGCCACCAGCAUGGCUGAGGCCUCAAAGGCGCCAGCUGGUAGCAAGACAUCUGCCCCAGCCCCUGCAAACCCCGCUAGCCCUCCAGCUUCUUCAGAGCCCAAGCAGGAGGUGUCAAGCACCAAAAGCCCAGAAAAGGAAGCUGUACAACCCAGCAUGGUGAAGAGUCCAACAGAAACAGCCAAGAACCCAGCUAACCUGAAGAGCGAGGCUGCCUCAGGCAGCACCACAAACCCCUCCCAGAACGAGGACUUUAAAAUGGACGAAGGGACCUUCAAGACCCCAGACAUUGACCUUGCAAAGGAUGUUUUUGCAGCUCUUGGCACUACUGCUCCUGCCAGUGUGGCUAGUGGGCAAGCUCGCGAGCGUGCUGCUCCCACUGUAGACAGCUCUGUACCGCUGGCACCGGCAAAGACCGAGAAAACUCCUGUAGAAGAAAAAUCUGAGGUGCAAGCAACGGAACCGAAGACACCUCCAGCAGAAGUCAAGACGGUCCCCAACGAAGCCACACAAACAAAUGAAAAUGAGAGCAAAGCAUGAUCAGCAGCAGCAAAGAAAAAAAAUGACAGAACAACUUCACCUGAGCAUUUAAAACACAACACACAUCUCAUUCCUCUAGUGUCUUUUGCCUUUGAAAGAAAAACAGACAAAAUGAAAGAAUGCAUACAUGGGGAUCUCUUUUUUCUUUGUAGGUUUGUAGGAAGGUUCUAUUUGUUGUGCACUUGCUUUUAAGGAAAAAUAAAAUCAGUUUUUUUAAAAAAGGUUGAUCUCGCAACCAGAUCAGGGCUCAAUGAGCCCUGCAUAUAUUCAAACAAACAAGGUCACGAACAUCAAUUGCAAAUAUGGUUACGAAGCUCAAAACCAACUAGAUUUAGGGUGGGUGGGAAAUUAACCCUGACUUUUCUUUGGUUAGCCUAACAGAGCAAACAGCUGUACCAUCAGGUACAGCCAGUACUGAAUGUCCACAAUUUAUUUUUAUACUUUUCAGUCGAGUUUGAAAUAUGUAAAGCCUCGUAAAUAAGUUAACGUUUCUGUUCACUUUGUAUUUGUUCAGUAGGCAAAGUAUCUCUCGCCCUUUGUGACUGAAUCCAAUCUCCAGCUUAGACAGUUAUUUGGGGGGUUAUUAUUAUUAUUGUUAUUAUUUUUAGGAAGAAUGCCAAAAUUGCAGCUUUGGGGAUAUAUUUCAAUUUGCAGUAUUCAGACUUCUACAUUUUUUUUUAAAUUUUAUUUUAAAUUUUUUUGCCAACUUUUGUUUUUUCCAGUGUUUACAGUCGACAAAUGUUUUUUUUUACUUUUGUUGUGUUUAAAUGUAAGUGUAAAAUAGCUGCCUUUUUUUAAGUAAAUACAGUCUAUAGAUGUUAGAUUUACUAGCAUGCUUGCUUUGCAAAGGGAGACAUUUUAAAAUAUGGAUGUUUACAAUAGUUGUUUCCCCUUUAUCUUUUUUAAUUAUAAUUAUAAUUAUUAUUAUUAUUAUUAUUAUUUCUUACUGGAGUAAGAAGAUAAGUAACACCAUUCAUUUUACUUUUGGUGAGUGGACAACUUGUCACCAACCAAGGUCUGUGUCUAGCAAUGCAUUUAAGUGCAUUAACGUUAAGUGUGGGCCUAGUAAAUGGAAAUACUGGUAUGCUUAAAGUUAAGCAUGCACUCAAGUCCUUUGCUGGACCAAAGACCAACUGCAUAAGAGAAAUAUGUUCUCUGCUUUUCUUAGACAUUCUCCCCUGUUCCUUCCAGGAAUCCUCCCUCAGCUCUGAGAAGCAAAAGGGAGUUUGUACAGUCAGGGCUGGUCUAGUCUCAGUGAACAGAUGUUUGAAUAAACCAGUUCCCCCUUUUUAGGAAAUAAAUAAAUAAAUAAAAACUAUUUUCUUUUACUCUAGGAUUUAAAAGGAAAGAGCUUGUGCACUUCAGGAAACUAGCAUCUUCUUUUGAGGAGUGGAAACACUAAAAAGUCCUUUCAUUCACUGGGGUGAAAUUCACCAACACAAGGUGUAGGCACCACAUUUAUGGUCUGAUCCUAUAAGGAUUUAACUGCAUGAUUUGAUGCUCACAGAGUAGUCCACUCAUGCUUUACCAGAUCAGGACCUCAAAGACCUUAUCCAAAGCCUCUUGACAUUGAUGGAAAGACUCCCAUUGACUUUGUUGGCCCUUGGAUCAUAGCUGUAGUGCUCAAAAUGAGGCUGAUGUGGUGCAUAGGCUUUGCACGGGGGUGAACUUUGCUCUUACAGCAGCAUCAGUGACAAUUGCUAUUUGGAAUCCUAGAAAAACUGCAAAUUUUGGGUGAGAAAAAGAGCGAAUGAGGGGUGGGUUAGAGGAGGCAGAGAGGGUGGUUGGGGGAAGACCAGCCCUUGUAUAGAAAUGUUCCCCCUUUUUUGGUUUUUAUUUUGUUUUUGUUUUUAAUUUUUUAUUUUGUUUUCCAUUCUACUUUAGAUCUGCAAGCUUGUGCACUGUGGGCGCGUGAGUAUUUUAGUGUGAAACGUGGUUUUUGUCAUAGUAUUGAAAUAAUAAACAUAAAAAUAAAAAAAAAACUUCAACAUAGUUUGGAUGUGGAAGGUGUAGCGGAUAGUUCAGACAAAAAAAAUUAUUCAGGAAAAUAAAUAAAGAGAAUAAGUCUUAUAAGGAACAGAAGCCUUUAAAUGAGAAACAAACAAACCUGACUACAGCAUACAUUCCUUUGUGCUAUGGUACUGAACAAAUGAAAGAAGAUUUUGGGUGGGGAGACUGCAGUUUGUCUCAGCUACAUUGAACCACUCUCUUCAGUGUACUCUUAUAAUGAUGCAGUCUUUAACAGUGGCAUCGCUAGAUUAUAAUUUCAAACUGUGAAAAAUAAUGGUCUUGUCAUUUGCUAAAUGUGGGGGUUUUUUGCAAUUUUUUUCUUAGCUCCUGGGGAUGGAAAUGGAGGCUAUCUGUGUGUGUGUACCUAAGUACACAUGCACACUCAAACUCACACAACGCCCAUCCUUAACAUGCCACUAGGAUGGAUGGAUGUUUGAUUAAACAUCCUGGACCAAAUCUGACCCUUGCUUGUCCCCAUCAGGGCAGCAUGGGUGUAACUAGGGGGAAGAUUUGGCCCAUGGUCCCUAAGAAAACAUUUUUCAAAGAGAUGGAUUGAUCAAAUGUGACAUGAAAGGCCACCGUGGCUUCUAGAGAGGAAGAGUCCACAUAGCCAUGGGGGAAUCAAUGAGUUGGAAGAGAGCGUGUGUACCUCAGUUCAUAAUGAUUACCAAGAGAAUCUGUUCAUCGUUCGUGUGAAGUUGUUAAUGGCUUUGACUUGCUUUGCCAACUAUAUUCUAUACCUCAUAAGUUAUUACCCUUUGAGAGCUGAGCAGCUGUUCUGAGGCAAAUACUGCACAAUCCUAAUGAUUAGAUACAAAUCCAUUGACACUGGUCAAGGUCUGCUUGAUAAGUACUUGGACUUGUGAUAUGGAUACCUAAAUUGGCAUUUGUCUUGAACAGGAAACCAAUUCAGAGCCUGAUCCAAAGCCCAUCCAAGUCAAUAAGGAAGACUCCCGUUGACUUCAGUGGGCUUUGAAUUGAGAUUCAUGAAGUGGACAUCAUUGCUAGAUACCAGCAAAUGCUGUGUUUACUAGACUAGUAGUCAAAUCCAUUCUGCCCCUUUUCAACACUGGCCUGAGAUUUCUCAACCAUCAGUACUUGCCUAUCGACUCUUGAAAGCAUUUUUAUAGUUCUCCAUAACCAGAGUGUCAUUUUAAUUUAGAAAUAUUCCACUGUUCUGAACUAAAAUAGUUUAUUCUUCAUUAUUUUUUUUAAUCUUUGAAGAGGGACCAACCUGGCACCGUUUACAUUGUAUAUAUUUAUAUAUGUGUUGUUGCCAUACAUAUAUAUUUAUAUAGCCACCGAGACUGAUCAGCUUCUGGUGGUGGAGUGAUUGCAUUUCAUGUUGCACCAUACAUACAAUACCAAGACAACAGCACAUCCAAUUGUUCAGCUUUUAGACUGGAGCUUUAUUUUCACACUUUUAUAUGGAGCCUUCGGACCCCAGGUUUUCGCAAGAGGCUGUUUUGAUAGUGGUUCUCAGACCCUCCAUUGACAUCCCUACCCAGCAUUCCCUACUUUUGGGGGCCUUCUAUCUUGUUAUAAAAAAAACAAAAAACUUUUUACCAAGUGAAACAUUGAUACCACCUUUAUUUCCAUUCUCACUGGUGUAAAUACUGAUACUAACGGAGAAUUUUGACUUUGCAUUCUGUCAGAAUACUUGUGUUCAAAUAAAAAUUACAAAA